Messenger RNA from Dovyalis caffra, 4461 nucleotides. NCBI's taxonomy places the organism in Eukaryota, Viridiplantae, Streptophyta, Magnoliopsida, Malpighiales, Salicaceae. The record is from the annotation of a GenBank genome assembly.
AUGCUAGAGCCUUUUCUCGAUCCUGCCAUUUAUGCACUGAGGAGCACAAUAGCUUUUGGAGAUGUUUCUUUCAGUUUUCUGGAAAAGCAGGAGCAGACUUGUGUAACUGCCCUCAAUGUCAUCCGCACAGCAGUGCAAAAGCCUGCUGUUCUUCCUUCUUUAGAGUCUGAAUGGAGACGUGGAUCAGUUGCUCCUAGUGUGCUUCUCUCGAUAUUGGAACCUCAUAUGCAAUUACCUCCUGAAAUUGAUCUUUGCAAAUCUCCUGUUUCUAAAAGCAUUGAGCAUGAAGCUGCAACUGCCGCCUCUCAUGCUUCGCUGAUUCUCCAUGGAGGAGCUUCUUCAAAAUCAAAUAACCAAGAUGAGGUGGAUGCUUCUGAUACAAAUGCAAAGAUGGAUAUAUUUGAAGAUGUCAGUCUUCUUUUUGCACCUCCAGAGCUGCAGACCAUAGUACUGGCAAAUGUUUCAAGCAGUCCCAAUGAACAUAUUUUGGAUUCCAACCAUAAGGAUGCCAAAUCAGAACUAAUCCAUGUCGAUAAAAAUUAUGUUGGCUGGUUGCAGAAUGGCUUAGUAUUAGAUUGUGGUUUUGUUGCAGAAUACUUGAACUUGCAAGCAGACUAUUUUCAACUUGUAAACCACCGUGAUUGCGAGCUUAGGGCCUCUGAAUUUCAGCGUUUGGCUUUGGACCUACACUCAGAGUCCGAGAUUGCUGUUGAAGGUCAUGAUGCGGCUAUUGAUGCUUUGCUUCUGGCAGCAGAAUGCUAUGUCAAUCCCUUUUUUAUGAUGUCUUUCAGAUCCAGUCCAAAGUUAAUUCCCAUUAACAUUGGUGACAAUAAAAAAGUGAAAAAUGACGAAAUUUCAGAGCUGCAGAAUGCUUCUGAAAAGAAUAGUUGUGACUUGGAAACAGUAGCUUUUCUUGAAAAGAAAAGGGACAAAAUUGUCCUUCAACUACUGCUUGAGGCUGCUGAACUAGACAGGAAAUUUCAGAGGACAUCAGAUUACUACCCUGAAGGAAUUGCCGAACAAGUCGUAAAGUUGUCUCCCCUUGAUGUACAGUCUACUGAUGCAAUUACCUUGGUUCGACAAAAUCAAGCUUUACUGUGCAGUUUUCUGAUUCAGCGACUGAAGAAAGAACAACACUCCAUGCAUGAAAUUCUUAUGCAUUGUCUUGUCUUUUUGUUGCACUCUGCCACACAACUGUACUGUGCUCCUGAAGAAGUGAUUGAUUUCAUAUUAGAAGCUGCUGAGCAUCUUAAUGGAAUGCUAACCUCUUUCUAUUAUCAGUUAAAAGAAGGCAAUCUGCGGUUGGAUCCAGAAAAGAUACAUGGGGUACAAAGGCGUUGGAUGCUGCUUCAAAGGCUGGUAAUUGCUUCAAGUGGUGGUGAAGGCUCAGAUUUUGUGGUUAAUAUCAAUAAUGGGUUUCGGUGUGGAAACUUAAUUUCUCCAUCAGCCUGGAUGCAGAGAAUAUCUUCAUUUUCUUGCAGUGCUUCUCCUCUUGUUAGGUUUCUUGGUUGGAUGGCUAUAUCUCGAAAUGCAAAGCAGUUUAUAACUGAGCGGCUCUUCCUUGCUUCAGAUCUGUCACAACUUACCCAUUUACUAUCUAUAUUUGCUGAUGAGCUUGCAGUAAUAGAUAAUGUCAUUGACCAAAAAUAUGAAGAUGAGAAGAUUGAACAAUCAGGAAUUAAACAAGAUAUGCCGUUUCCCAAAAGGUCUGAAGCUGCUGAGCAAAAUGGAGAUCGAUCUUUUGAUGUCAUCUAUCCUGAUCUCAGUAAGUUCUUUCCAAAUUUAAGAAAGCAUUUUGAAUCUUUUGGGGAGAACAUUUUGGAGGCUGUUGGAUUGCAGUUGAGAUCUCUUUCUUCCAAUGUUGUGCCCGAUAUAUUGUGCUGGUUUUCUGAUUUAUGCUCUUGGCCAUUUUUUCAAAAGAGCCAAAUUACAACUCAAAAUAGUUAUGCUCAUUUGAAAGGUUAUGUUGGAAAGAAUGCCAAGGCAAUCAUACUUUACAUUUUAGAAGCCAUUGUAAUUGAGCACAUGGAAGCAAUGGUGCCAGAGAUACCUCGGGUGGUGCAAGUGCUGGUAUCCCUUUGUAGAGCCUCGUAUUGCGACGUGUCAUUUCUUGAUUCGAUAAUGCAUCUGUUGAAGCCUAUCAUUUCAUAUUCAUUAUGCAAGGAGCUUUUUCUUGAUAUUAGACAGAAAAAUGAGAGUCCAGAUGUAACUGUUGGAAAGGACUACAGCAGAGCAUUGACAAUAUUCAUCCUGGCUUCUGUAUUUGGUGAUUUGUCUGUUCAACGUAGAAGAGAAAUAUUACAGUCCUUAACAUUGUGGGCAGAUUUUGCUGCUUUUGAACCAACCACUUCUUUCCAUGACUACCUAUGUGCAUUUCAGACUGUUUUGGAAAGCUGCAAGGUUUUAUUAGUCAAGGCUUCAAGAGCCUUUGGUAUUCUCCAAUUGCAGUGGCCCCAUGUUUCUGAUAGUAGCACAGGAACAGCUUGUGAUAGUAGCACAGAGAUGCAUUCGUGGUUUCUCAGUGAUGUCUUCCAUAGCUCUAGUCCACCUAAGAUUUCUGAGGAGCUGAAAAGUGAUAUUUUUUAUGAUAUAGCCUCAAAGCAGAAGGAUUGUAAUUUACCUGUCGAGGAAAUAGAAGACUUUUCUAAUGACUUAGAGGAUCUCAUUGCGAAGCUUAAUCCAACUAUUGAGCUCUGCUGGAAUCUACAUCAUCGGCUGGCAAAGAAGCUGACUAUCACAUCAGCUCAGUGUUUUAUGUACUCAAGAUGCUUAUCUUCAAUUGUGCCCCAAGUUCAAAAUUCUGAGGAGAAUGACAGUGAAAGUUCUUAUGCAUUCAAGCCAGUUGACCAGUUUCCAGUUCAUUGGAGUGUUGGACUAGAGUCACUUGCUGAAAUCAUUAUGAAGCUCCAAGAAAGCCAUUGCUGGGAAGUUGCUUCUCUCAUGCUUGAUUGUCUACUUGGAGUACCUUGUUGUUUUCCGCUGGAUAGUGUUAUCAAUUCCAUAUGUUUGGUAAUAAAAAAUUUUUCUUGCUGUGCUCCAAAAAUAUCUUGGCGCCUGCGAUCCGAUAAAUGGUUGUCAACGCUGUUUGCAAGAGGUUUCCAUAGCCUCCAUGAUAGUGAUGGGCCUCUUGCUGAUCUGUUUGUUACACUGCUGGGUCAUCCUGAGCCUGAGCAGCGUUUUGUUGUUCUUCAGCAUUUGGGUAGAUUGGUUGGCCAAGACAUGCGAGGAGAAGCAGUUUUACAGUCUAAUACAACUAGCUAUUCAUUACUUUCACCAGGCCUAGUUCUUUCAGUUCCCGAGUCAUUUCUGUCCCUUGUGGUGUCGAGUACAUGGGAUCAGGUGGUUUUGUUGGCAUCAUCUGAUACUCUAUUACCUUUAAAGACUCGUGCUAUGGCACUUCUUGUAGCUUAUAUUCCAUAUGCUGGUAGGCAGCAGUUACAAUCUUUUCUUGCUGCAGCUGAUAGCGUUCUCCAUGUUCUGGGAAAAAUUACAUAUCCAACAUGUGAAGGUCCACUAUUGCGGCUUUCCUUGGCACUUAUUGCUUGUGCCUGCCUGUACUCUCCUCCUGAAGACAUUUCCUUGAUAUCUCAAGAUAUCUGGAGGAAUAUUGAGACCAUAGGAUUGUCAAGAACUGGCAAGCUUGGUGACUUGGAGAAAAAUGCUUGUGAAGUCUUGUGUAGAUUGAGAAAUGAAGGGGAUGAGGCAAAAGAGGUCCUUGCCAACUUAACUUCAGUUCAAUCGUGUUUUGAUAUGUUCUCAAAGAAAAUUGACCAAGAGGCAAUGGCACUGGAAGAGGCUGAAAUAGAAUUGGACAUUCUUCAAAAAGGACAUGAAGUUCAAGAAUCAUCAAAAGAUUUUAACGAGGAAAGGCAUAUUCCUUGGAUAACUGCUUCUGUGAAUGAUGAUAACCGUCUUCAAGGAAUCAAGGAUCGCAUUCGCUCCCUAGAAAAGUCCAAGCUUCAAGAAGACAUAGUGGCCCGCAGGCAAAAGAAGCUUCUCAUGAGACGUGCUCGUCAGAAAUAUCUAGAAGAGGCUGCUUUACAAGAAGAGGAACUUCUGCGUGAACUUGACAGGGAGAAGGCAGCUGAAGCAGAAAAGGAGAUUGAGAGACAGCGGUUGCUGGAACUUGAGCGUGCAAAAACUAGGGAGCUCCGAUACAAUCUUGACAUGGAGAAGGAGAGGCAAACACAGGCAAGACCCUUCCUAAGUCUCAAAGGUUCAAUGAGUAUUGGGAUCUAUAAUGUGUUCCCUGUCCGUGUGUACAUGAGAGAACUUCAGCGUGAACUGGAGCAGGCUGAAUCUGGACUACGAUCAUCAAGGCGUGACUUUCCUUCAUCCACCCACAGCAGGAUACAUCCAAAAGCUUACAGUAUGCUAGAAUGCAAAUCUGGUCUACUCGGGAGUGAUCUGAAAGCCAUAGCUGAGUUUGCUCUAGAAAGAAGUAUUAGAAGGACCAGCUAG